UUCGAAUGCUGCAAAUGAAGAUUUAAAUUUAGAAAAAAUGACAAAGGCCUUAGAAAAUGGCGGUGCUUUCCCGAGCGAUAUAAACAACGAAGAUAAUCUUUCUCAAAGGCGAAGCACUGUAGGAAUGGCUAUUAGUUCUUUUACUCAGCAAACGCUCAAGAAAAUGGAUUGCGGAAUAAUUCAAAGCGAAAAUAUGCAAUUGAAGUUAUACAACAAAUUGGAUUACGUUAUUAAUGAAGGCAUGAUUGACUCAGUGCUAUCCUUUAUAUGUCCAAUACCAGUCCCGGCAUCUUUUCACCAUCAUACAAAAUCUAAACAAAAAAUUAAGGAACCACUUAUUCCUAAAGUUAUACCUAUGGAUGCGAAUAAUUCAGACCAGGCGAAUAAAAGUCACCCAGUAACUCAUAAAACUGAGUGCACUAUUGCAGCAAAUGAACCCAGUUGCCAGACAGUUCUUCACUAUGCUAUACCUAUGAAGAAGUUGGUGACGACAAAAAGAGAUAAAAAGGAAUCAGAAGUCGUUAUUCACGUAUGCGAUGAGGUUAAAAAUAUCACCAGGGACUUUAUUUGCUCGCAGAGAUUACUAGUAAAUAAAAUGGGAUACUUUGCCGAGGUUACAGCCGGACAAAAACUUGAGGAAGUGGAUAUUUCGGUGCAUUGUGACAUACAGAUAUUUGACUGGCUCAUAAAGUGGAUGAAAUUAACAGAUUCUGCAGAAAUAACUGGUUGUAGAAAAACUGUUUUUGAAGGCUCAGAAAAUUUACCACACCUAGAUGCAAAUAACGUGAUUCCGAUAUUAGUAUCUGCGGGAUUUUUACAACUUUGAUUUAUAUGUCUUUGGAUAAAACAUUAUGGUGCAUUUACAUGAUAUGAAGC
Rhagoletis zephyria (snowberry fruit fly) is the source of this 876-nucleotide messenger RNA. RefSeq lists its product as uncharacterized. The record is from RefSeq and is a predicted model, not a curated record. NCBI's taxonomy places the organism in Eukaryota, Metazoa, Arthropoda, Insecta, Diptera, Tephritidae.